AUGAACAUAAAACUGUAAUUUUUCUUUUUUUUUUUAAUUUUUUAUAUAUUUUUCUUAAUUGCAGCCAGAAGCAGUUUUGAACCACAGCAACCGAAGUAUAGAUUUGAGAGAUGUGAAAGAGUGAGAGGAAUAUGUAAAACAUUUUGCGAUGAUGUUGAGUAUGAUUAUGGAUACUGCAUUAAAUGGAGAAGUCAGUGCUGCGUAUAA
Callithrix jacchus (white-tufted-ear marmoset) is the source of this 207-nucleotide messenger RNA. The record is from RefSeq and is a predicted model, not a curated record. NCBI's taxonomy places the organism in Eukaryota, Metazoa, Chordata, Mammalia, Primates, Cebidae.